Messenger RNA from Macrosiphum euphorbiae (potato aphid), 915 nucleotides. NCBI's taxonomy places the organism in Eukaryota, Metazoa, Arthropoda, Insecta, Hemiptera, Aphididae. The record is from the annotation of a GenBank genome assembly.
AUGGAAGAUCACAUGAUAUAUAACUACAAUUACACUAGGUGUGCACUUAGUUUUUGUAACAACACUUACAAGAGAACUCCUGAAGAAGAUCAACUAUCGUUUUUCAGAUUUCCUGAGGAUCCAGUAAGAUGUGCUAUUUGGGUUGAGAAUUGCGAUUCAAAAUAUUUGCCAAAUGUAGACCUGGAAAAUCUGAAUAAAAGAUAUAAAUUAUGUUCAGUGCAUUUUGAAAACCGAAUGUUCAAUUUCCAAAAGAAUAGACUCUUAUCCAAUGCAGUACCAACAUUAUUUAAAAAUAAACCCCCAGUAAUGACAACAGUUACAUCGCAAACUGUUUAUGAAACUAUUACAAUAGACGAUGACGUCCCACCAGGUAUCCCAGUUGAUGCUCAAACGUCUUGUUCCAAAUAUGGUGUAUUAGAUAAGAAUAUUAACAAAAACUUGUUUGAUGCACCAUCAACUACAGGAUUUUUAAAAAAUUCAGUAUGUCUCCAAACUCCAAAUUACUUAUCAGCCAAAUCACCACGAAAACUUAAACUUAAGAAGCAACUAGCUGAAGAAGUCAAUUUAAAGAAGCAAUUAGAAAAAACUGUCAAAGAAUUAAAAAGGCAAUUAGAACAAACAAACUCUGAAGAAAAUUGUCUCAAAUUGUGUGAACUAUAUUUACCCUCAACAAUGUAUAUGUUGGUAAAAAAUUAUUUAUCAAACAAAAAUAAAACACCAAAUGGCCAACGACAUCUCAAUGAAAUAACACAAUUCGCACAUACAGUUCAUCAUCUUGGACCCAAAGCUUAUUAUUUCCUUCAAAAACAUUUUACCCUUCCUCAUAUGCGUACUUUAAGGAAAAAAACUGUUCAAAAUGUUGACAAAAAUAUUCAAAACAUAGUUCAAAAUGACCAUAGGUACAGUAAAAUUUAA